AAAACUUCUUAUUUCUUAGAAUACAGAGCCAUAUUUUUACACUCCUCAUACUGAGAAUGUGACACUUAUAAAGGUUAAUCCAGAAUGCUCCUCUCAGAUAUUUUCUUCAAGCCUCGAUGGUACUAUACGGCAAACAGAUAUUGAAAAUAAAUCUUUUGUAGAGGCAUUUAAAGAGGACAACAUUCUAUUCAAAUACUUUGACUUUGUGUCUCCCAAUGAAUUUCUCAUUGCUCAAAGUGAUGGCUGUGUAUCUCUAAUAGACAAUCGUGAAAAAAGAUUUCGAUCUGGUUUUAAAAGGGGGUUUCAUUGUGCAGCACAAUGGAAGUGUUCCAGUAAAGCAGUACGAACUGUAAGUUCGCAUCCAACAAAAAAAGAUCUGUGCCUCACCUUAGACUCUGAUGGCUUAAUGAAAGUCUGGGAUAGACGCUUUCAAAAAGAGUCUGUCUCGCAGGCUUCAACUCAUGGAAGUGUACUUUCUGCAUUUCUUUCACCUGUUACUGGAAAUUCAAUCCUUUGUUCAAGUAAAAUCUCACUACGGAUUUACGACAGCUCUCAUCUAGAAAAAAUGCUUAGAUUUAAGCAGAAGUUUGACACUAAUCCUGUAUUAAAUGAUAUCAAGGUUAUACCAAAGAGAACUAAGAAACUAAAAUUGAAAACUUCACCCUAUGUCAGCCAGUCAACUUUUUUCACAAGAGCAGACUGGUUGCCUAGAUCUGAUAGUGCUUUUAUUGUGAGUAAUAACGUACAGAAGAAAACAAUCAUCAUGGAAAGUAACGAUGGAAAGCAAAUCAGUAGUUUAAAUAAUUCAGGAGGAAUACUGGUAUUUCAGGAAGUUCAUCCUGUUCAUAAUAUGCUUGCAGUUUCAUUCAAUGCAUUUAAUUAUAAAUCUAAGAUACAUUUAUAUAUGAAAGAAAUUUGUACAUAAAGCAUUGAAAAUAUUUUAAAACUUGGAUUCAAAUGUUGAAAUUGUCUAAAAAUGUUGUAAUUUAUUUAUUGUUAUUUAUGUUCAGAACAUUACUUCUUGCGACAUUUAAAAAUAAAUAUCACAUACUUUUAUA
Molecule: messenger RNA, 1058 nt
Organism: Parasteatoda tepidariorum (common house spider)
Lineage: Eukaryota; Metazoa; Arthropoda; Arachnida; Araneae; Theridiidae
Source: RefSeq, a predicted model, not a curated record